Molecule: messenger RNA, 780 nt
Organism: Oryctolagus cuniculus (rabbit)
Lineage: Eukaryota; Metazoa; Chordata; Mammalia; Lagomorpha; Leporidae
Source: RefSeq, a predicted model, not a curated record
AUGGAGCACGGCUGCCGCCCCUCUCUGCUCUGCAGUCUCCCCUCCCUGCUUCUCCUCGCCCAGCUGCCCACAUGGGGCUCUGCAGAUGAGUUCCAGGUGAUCGGCCCCUCAGAUCCCAUUGUGGCAGAGUUGGGUGGUGACGCCAUCCUGCCCUGCUCCCUGGUCCCAGCCAUGAACACAGAGGACACGGAGCUGCGGUGGUUCUGUACCAAGUUCUCAGAGGUGGGGUUUGUCUAUUGGAACAGCCGGGUGGAUCACGAGGAACAAAUGCCCCAGUACGCAGGUCUCCACAACUCCCCUCUUGCAGGCCUGGGCUCUGCCCCUCAAGUGCACAUUGAAGGGCUGGAGCAGGACGGGGUCCGCGUGGUGUGCAAGGCCUCGGGCUGGUUCCCGAAGCCCCAGGUGCAGUGGACAGACGUCUGCGGGAAGAAGUUCCUGGAGUUCUCUGAGGCCCAUGCCCAGGACGCAGCAGGGCUGUUCAGCGUGGAGGCGGCUCUGGUGGUGCGAGACAGCUCUGCAGGGAGUGUGAGCUGCUCUGUCCUCAAUCCCAUCCUGGGCCAGGAGAAGGCGAUGGCCGUGUCCAUCCCAGAGCCCUUCUUCCCACAGGCCUCUCCCUGGAAGGCAGCUUUUGCUGGGAGCCUGACGGUGCUGGGGCUCCUGCUCUUUGGGGCUGGCUGCUUCACCAGGAGAGAGCACUCUGCAAAGGUGCGGGAGAGGCAGAAAGAGCAGAAGCUGCGCCGGGUUAAGGAGGAGACCAGCGGGCAGAGGAGGAGGUACUGA